This is a messenger RNA of Theobroma cacao (cacao), 1217 nucleotides long. RefSeq names its product caffeoylshikimate esterase. The record is from RefSeq and is a predicted model, not a curated record. NCBI's taxonomy places the organism in Eukaryota, Viridiplantae, Streptophyta, Magnoliopsida, Malvales, Malvaceae.
GUAUCUUCCAGCGCUUAGCUGAAACUCACAACUAAAAAAUUUCAAAACCUUCUUGAGUUGACCCCCAGCCCUGCGCAUUUUAGUAAAAAUGGCGCGGCAUCCGGUAGCUGAAGCCGACGAGAAGAGUCCCUUCGGCACCUUAACUCCGGACGAGUUUUACGCGCGCCACUCAGUGAGUCACUCCUCCGAGUUCUUCACCAAUGCCCGCGGCCUCAAGCUCUUCACUCAGUGGUGGACUCCACUCAACACUCCAAUCUCCGGAAUUGUCGCCGUUGUCCACGGGUUCACCGGUGAGUCGAGCUGGUUACUCCAACUUACGUCCGUUCUUUUCGCCAAAUCGGGAUUUGCCGCGUGUGCGAUCGAUCACCAGGGUCACGGUUUCUCCGAAGGCCUCGACGGACUCGAAGCUCACAUUCCAAGCAUCGACGGCGUAGUCGACGAUUGUAUUCAGUUCUUUGACGCCUAUCGUGCUCGUCACGCGGCAGAUUUGCCUGCCUUUUUGUACGCGGAAUCGCUUGGCGGAGCCAUCGCGCUUUAUAUCUCGCUCAGACAAAAAGGCGCGUGGGAUGGAUUGAUUCUCAACGGCGCAAUGUGCGGGAUAAGCGCUAAAUUCAAGCCUCCAUGGCCGUUGGAACAUUUUUUAUUCAUAGCCGCCAAGCUUAUGCCCACCUGGCGAGUGGUUCCCACGCGAGGGUCUUUGCCGGAAGUUUCAUUUAAAGAGCCGUGGAAAAGGAAGUUGGCAAUAGCGAGUCCGAGGAGGACAUUGGCAAGGCCACGCGCCGCCACGGCUUACGAGCUCAUUCGGAUAUGCAACGACUUGCAAGGGAAGUUUGAGGAAGUGGAUGUGCCAUUGCUUAUUGUGCACGGUGGUGAUGACGUCGUAUGUGAUCCUGCUUGUAUCGAGGAGCUUUAUAAACGCGCCGCCAGCGUGGACAAGACGUUGAAGAUUUAUCCUGAAAUGUGGCACCAACUGAUUGGGGAGCCAGAGGAAGGUGUGGAGUUGGUGUUUGGGGAAAUGGUGGAAUGGCUUAAAAGUCGAGCUUCGCAGACCGCCGAGGCAAACGGUGACGGUAGUGCACGCGCUGCUGUCGGCAGUGUCAGUGCAUAGUUGGGUAGUUAAUUAGUUGUGUAGCUUUGAGUGGACCAACAUGAGCAUGCCAUGUGGGUAAAAUAUUUAAUGAUAUUCAUAUUUAAAGCCCCUUUAUUUUAGACAAUAA